Molecule: messenger RNA, 867 nt
Organism: Mercurialis annua (annual mercury)
Lineage: Eukaryota; Viridiplantae; Streptophyta; Magnoliopsida; Malpighiales; Euphorbiaceae
Exons: 2
Coding region: 97-708 (203 amino acids)
Source: RefSeq, a predicted model, not a curated record
UUUCUUUCAAGAAUAUUAAUCAGUAAUAACAAUCAACAAAUUAUUUCAACUCCUUUUUGCUUUCUUGGAAAAUUUCCUAAUUACAUUGAUCCAUCCAUGGCGUGGUCUCCUCAAGCUGCCAUGAAGGCUUACUUACACACUCUUCAAUUGUCUGAUCAAAAUGAAGAGGAGACUCCAAAAAGCAUGGAGUUCAUAGCAGCUUCAGCAGCAGGAAAGCAAGCCAAACUAAUGGUAGAGAUAACCACACAAGGAAUAACACCAUAUACCAUAACUCUUGCAGUGGCAGCAAAGCACACAGGUGGCACGCUUAUUUGCAUUCUUCCUCAUCAACACCAUUUCAACAAAUUCAAAACCCAAUUAAAAGAUCACCAUCAACAUCUCAAAGAUGUCAUUCAAUUUGUCUGUGGAAACCCUUACCAAUUAGUCAUGGAUUACAAGAAGAUUGAUUUUAUUGUUGUUGAUGGAAAGUUGAAGGAUCGUUUAAAAUUGGUGAAGAUGGUUAAUUUGAAUCCAAGCGGGUGUAUUAUAGUAGAGCAUAGUUUAAAUUAUAGAAAAAAUGUUAGUAUUUCUUUGGGUCAGAUUUUGAAGGCCAAACAUGGAGUUGGGAUUGUGAGUUUGGCAAUAGGGGAAGGGAUUGAAUUCACGAAAAUUGAGUCCAGCCAUAGAUACAAGAGAUACACAAGAUUUCAUGUCACCUUUGAGAAUUGAACAACUAAUUGUUGCAAUUGCUAUGGUCUCUAUUUUUUCUUAUGACAUUCCAAAAUAUGUACCUAUGUGUUGUAACUAUAUACAAAUUUGAUAUGUUGAACUUUGUAAAAAAGAGAUACUAAUCUGAUUAGUUGCUGUAAGCAAAUUUUUUGGGUUUAA